AUGGACACGUGGCACAUCUUCCUCGGCUCGAUCCUCCUCGCCAUCCCGCUGAUCCUACUCCUCCGCGGCCGCAAGGGCGGCCGGCUCCGCCGCGGCGCCACGCUCGCGGACCGCCCCGCGCUCCCUUCGCUCAAGCUGCUGGGCGAGAACAACAACACCAUCACGCGCGCCAGCUACGGGCCUGUCUGGCGCCUCCUCCGCCGCAACCUCGUCUCCGAGACGCUGCACCCGUCCCGCGUCCGCCUCUUCGCGCCCGCGCGCUCCUGGGUGCGCCGCGUGCUGGCCGAGAAGCUGCGUGAUGAGUCGUCGUCCGGCGGCGCGGCCGUCGUGGAGACGUUCCAGUACGCCAUGUUCUGCCUCCUCGUGCUCAUGUGCUUCGGUGAGCGGCUCGACGAGGCCACGGUCCGCGCGAUCGCCGCCGCCCAGCGCGAACUUCUCAUCUACAGGUCGAGGAAGAUGGCCAUCUUCUCCUUCCUGCCGUCGGUGACCAAGCAUCUCUACCGCGACCGCCUCCAGACCGUGCACGCCAUGCAGCGGAGGAAGAAGGACCUGUUCGUGCCGCUGAUCAACGCUCGGCGGGAGUACAGAAAACUCGGCGGCGAGCCCAAGAAAGAGAGCGCGUUCGAGCACUCCUACGUCGACGCCCUGCUCGACAUAAAGCUCCCCGAGGAGGGAAACCGCCCGCUCACCGACGACGAGAUGAUCAACCUCUGUUCCGAGUUCCUCGACGCCGGGACCGACACCACCUCCACCGGGCUGCAGUGGAUCAUGGCCGAGCUGGUGAAGAACCCGGCCAUCCAGGAGAAGCUCUACAAAGAGAUCAGCGCCACGAAGGGGGACGACCAGGACGAGGUCUCGGAGGAGGACGUCCACAAGAUGCCGUACCUCAAGGCGGUGGUCCUCGAGGGCCUCCGGAAGCACCCACCGGCGCACUUCGUGCUGCCGCACAAGGCGGCGGCGGACAUGGAGAUCGGCGGAUACCUGAUUCCCAAGGGGGCGACGAUGAACUUCAUGGUGGCCGAGAUGAGCAGGGACGAGCGGGAGUGGGAGAAGCCAACGGAGUUCGUGCCAGAGCGGUUCCUGCCAGGCGGCGCGGGCGAAGCGGUGGACGUGACCGGCAACCGGGAGAUCAAGAUGAUGCCGUUCGGCGUGGGCCGGAGGAUCUGCGCCGGGCUGGGCAUCGCCAUGCUCCACCUGGAGUACUUCGUGGCCAACAUGGUGAGGGAGUUCGAGUGGCAGGAGGUCGCCGGCGAGGAGGUGGACUUCGCCGAGAAGAACGAGUUCACCGUCGUCAUGAAGAAGCCGCUGCGCCCACGCCUCGUUUUGAAGACUACAAUAUCCACUCGCCUCUUGAAGCGAGAUCUAAAAAUCGCUCAAGCAGCAUCGAGUGGUAUCACUCCACGCGGAACAAGCUUGCAAUUCACCACCACUAGCAGAGAGGGUUGGAGAAACAGGGUCAAGCCACACAACAACACAAAGGAAGAUGUCAUAGUCAUCACACCAAUAGCCAGCCAAAAGUUCUCCUUGAAAGACACACGGACAACCAAGAUCUGA
Molecule: messenger RNA, 1554 nt
Organism: Triticum turgidum subsp. durum (durum wheat)
Lineage: Eukaryota; Viridiplantae; Streptophyta; Magnoliopsida; Poales; Poaceae
Source: the annotation of a GenBank genome assembly